Molecule: messenger RNA, 1467 nt
Organism: Thelazia callipaeda (thelaziosis nematode)
Lineage: Eukaryota; Metazoa; Nematoda; Chromadorea; Rhabditida; Thelaziidae
Source: the annotation of a GenBank genome assembly
AUGGCGACGUCUUAUUUUUCAGCCGAUGAACCACGACACGCAAAUUGCCGAUCAAAGAAUCCUUUAAUCACUGAAAGUAAAACAGCUAAGUAUUUCUAUGAAACUUUUACAUUAAAGCUUAAUUACAGCAUUUUAACGGGACGAAAGAGCAAGAAUAUCAAACAACUUCACAGCAUUUCUGAGAAUUCGGAUGUAUUUUUUCUCAAGAAAAAACGCUGGCAAACUGCAAUAUUGGCAAAUUUUGGAUUUAUUAUUGCUUUUGGAAUCCGAUGUAAUUUUGGAGCUGCGAAAGGUCGAAUGAUCAAUAAUUUCACUGAUCCGUUCGGCAAUAAUCAUACUCAGAAGUUUUAUUGGUCACCGAUUGAACUUGGCUUCAUGGAAAGCGCAUUUUUCUAUGGUUAUGCCAUCACUCAAAUACCUGGUGGGAUGUUAGCUGCCAAGUUUGCACCAAAUCUGCUAUUUGGGUUUUCCAUACUCAUCGCGUCGGUGCUGAAUUUUUUUUUGGCGCUCGCACUCACUGCACAUCCACUCACGGAUUUCGUUGUUAUCGCUAUUCAAAUCUGCCAAGGUCUUUCAUUGGGAGUGAGUUAUCCCGCAAUGCACGGGGUUUGGAGACAUUGGGCACCACCAAUGGAACGCUCAAAACUUGCCACGACCACAUUCACAGGUGGCUACUUGGGAGUAAUGAUCGGUUUGCCAGUCUCUGCUUACCUUGUUUCAUAUAUCGAUUGGAGUGCACCUUUUUACUUUUUUGGUGUUGCUGGGGUAACUUGGUUUCUCAUUUGGUUUAUUGUCAGCGCACCAACACCUGAACAGUGUAAAUCCAUCUCAGAAGAUGAAAAACGCUUCAUUAUGGAACAAGUUGGACAAGUCACUUCUUCUCCAGCUACGCUGACAACUAUUCCGUGGAAGGAGAUCCUACUCUCCUUGCCAGUAUGGGCAAUAGUAAUAUGCAAUUUCUGCCGAUCAUGGACAUUCUUUUUGUUGUUGGGCAAUCAGUUGACCUAUAUGAAAGAUGUGCUAAAUCUCGAAAUACAAAGUGGUGGCUUAAUGUCGUCACUACCACAUGUUCUGAUGUCUGUGACGGUCUUAGCUUCAGGUCAACUAGCGGAUUAUCUUCGUUCUACGGGUAAAAUGUCAACUCAAACAGUCCGUAAAUUAUUCAAUACCCUCGGUUUUGGGGGCGAAGCAAUCUUCCUUUGUUGUUUAUCACUUAUAAGUGAACCCUCUGCUGCAGUAAGUACACUAGUGCUGGCAGCAGGAUGCAGUGGUUUCGGAAUCGCAGGAUUUAAUGUGAACCACUUUGAUAUAGCACCAAGAUAUGCUCCUAUUUUAAUGGGUUUUUCAAAUGGUUUUGGAGCUUUAGCUGGUGCAAGUGGUUUCGUACUCGAGCAUCUCGUUGCCUCACUGGUUAAUUCAUAUUCAUUACAUUUAUUAAUGCUUGACAAAAUUAUACAGUUCACUUAG